Molecule: messenger RNA, 603 nt
Organism: Auxenochlorella protothecoides
Lineage: Eukaryota; Viridiplantae; Chlorophyta; Trebouxiophyceae; Chlorellales; Chlorellaceae
Product: ADP-ribosylation factor-related protein 1
Exons: 3
Coding region: 1-603 (200 amino acids)
Biological process (GO): intracellular protein transport; protein localization to organelle; Golgi to plasma membrane protein transport
Cellular component (GO): Golgi apparatus
Molecular function (GO): GTPase activity; GTP binding
Source: RefSeq, a predicted model, not a curated record
AUGGCGUACAGCCUCAUCAGUGGAUUCUAUGACUGGUGGACCCACCGAGAGCCCGUGCGCCUGCUCCUCAUCGGCAUCGAUGACGCGGGCAAGACCAGCGUGCUGGAGGCCCUGAAGGCGGCAUGCGACCCCAGCGCUGGGUCAGUGGCGCCUGCAGCCAUUCAGCCCACUGUGGGCCUCAACAUCGGGAGCCUGGACCUGGCGGGGUCCCCGGUUACAGUGUGGGAUCUGGGAGGCGCACCGGGGCUGCGCAGGAUCUGGACCGAGUACUACGGGGAGGCACAUGCCGUAGUCAUGGUCGUGGAUGCCAGCACCCCAUCGCGAUUCCAGGAGUCCAAGCACGCGCUCGACAGCGCACUCGGCACCCAAGAACUCUUCGAUGCCCCCCUCCUACUGCUUGUGCACAAGCAGGAUGCCAAUGGGGCUUGCAGCCCCGAGGAGGUGGCUGCAGCCCUGGGAGUGCAUGCUGGUGGGGAGGGGCGCCUUUGCCAUGUGGCAGGGACUGCCACGAAUGACCCCAUGGGCGUGAAGAACGCCUUCUCCUGGGCUGUGAAGGUGUCGCUGACAGGGCCCAGGGCCACACUGCUUGCCAGCAGGGGCUGA